Messenger RNA from Parasteatoda tepidariorum (common house spider), 1707 nucleotides. Its product is annotated as perilipin-3. NCBI's taxonomy places the organism in Eukaryota, Metazoa, Arthropoda, Arachnida, Araneae, Theridiidae. Gene Ontology annotation, cellular component: lipid droplet; cytosol. The record is from RefSeq and is a predicted model, not a curated record. Gene Ontology annotation, biological process: lipid storage; positive regulation of triglyceride storage.
AAGAGUUCACUUCAUGUCAUCCGGUUCACCUCUUCUAUUUCAAGGUCGCAUUGAAAACAUUUUUUAUUACCUGUGCAGACGACGAUUCUCUUCUGUCAGUGGACGAACGUGGAAAUAUUUCCUCAAAAUAUCGUUUGCAAAAUCGUUCAAAGUUUGCUCCCAUCAUUUAACCUGGCGUCAAAAGAUAGCGUUGCCAUUGUUUUGGUCCAAAACUCCUUCGAUAUCCAUUUUGGGUUUAUGUACAGGACUGAUCCGAUAAUGGCAAGAGGAGAAGGCGAUACGGGUGUUCUAAGGAGUCACUUCGUGGAACGAGUGGUGAAACUGCCCAUGGUCCAUGUGGCAUGGGACUUUGCCUCCAACACAUACUCACAUAUAAAGGAAUCGAAUAAACUCGUUCAUUUCACUCUCAGUAGUGCCGAGAAGUCGGCUAUAUACAUGGUUGGACAAGCCAAGCCUGUUGUUCUCAAGUUCGAAAAACAAAUUCAGGCUGUUGACAGUCUAGCUUGCCUUGGCCUAGGCACUCUAGAAGAAAGAGUACCAUUGAUUAAAAAACCUGCACAGGAGAUUAUUAGCGACACGAGGAAAUUAUACACCGAUACUGUUUAUUCCCGAUUAGAAGGUAUCAAGAAGGUCGGCACCGACACUGCGAGGACCGCUGCCGAUUACGGACUGAAGCAGGCGACCUCCAUUUUUGGUGAACGAAUGGUGCAAUCUGUCCUCUCAACUGUCGACGGUGUCCUUGUGGUGACACAGAACUAUGUGGAUCACUACCUACCGCCAACAAAAGAUGAAAAGCUGGUCAAUGGAGAGAAGAAAGAUGAAGAGGAGCACUCCCCAUUGAAGCGCAUACAACAUCUCACAAAAACAGUCCAACAACGAACUUACAAAUCAGCCAUUUUAAAAGUUGAAUACCUUCAAGAGAAGAGCGUAGAUCUCUUCGUCAUUUACCCCUUCACAGUCGUUGAACUUACGAAAACAAACUUUGAAUCAGCCCUUCAGUAUGUUAAUAAACUAUGGUCCACUCUCCUUCAAGAAGGGUCUGACGAUGAGAAAGAUAACACUGAAAAAUCUCGAAUAGAGCAGCAACUUCUGCAUCUGGCAAGGCUUGUGAGUAGGCAGGUGGCUUCAACAUAUUCAUCGCUUGUCCCUGUUAGACUGACCAGACAACAAGAACCGGGGAUGAGUCCCGCUGUCAUCGAUGCUGCGACAGAAAGACUGCUAUGGGUGCUCGGCCUUCUAAAGUCAGUCCCACAGCUUCUACCUAUAUACGUCUUUGGAUUCAUGUCAUGGAUUAAUUCCCAAAAGAAAAGCUCUGAAGUGAAGAACGGUUCCAUACCUAAAACAAACAAUCACACCAAUCAUGUAAACAGCACACCUGAGGAACUCACCCACAGUGCUGAGCACAGUAGUGAUUCAUCAAUACCUGAAGAAGAAGAGGAAGAAUAAGAAAGCACAGAAUCAACUUAAUUCAUUUUAAGAUUUAUAUACAAAUAUAUUUUUGAAGCAGGACUACUUCAAAUGAAAACUACGCUGAUGAUGCGGUUUGGAAUAAUUCUCGAUCGAAUUUUUCCUUUUGAGUUAAAUCGUCUGUCACCGUACACUGUAAACGUAUACGGUGAUAGACGAGUUUCAUAACACUGUAUAUGUUGCGAUAUUAAAUGUAAAACGAAUAUGUAAUUUUUUUUAAAUAAAAAAUUAUAAUAUUUU